GCGGUGGUGGUUGAAAAAGGACCGGUCUGCUGUCGUCGAAAACAAAAUCACCGGCGGCUGGCCUGAACGUCGAACAAGACGCGCAGUGCCAAAGCAUACCGUCCGUUGAUAAUAGUUUUGCACCCUCUAUUUUUGAAAUAAUAUAUUCAACCAAAACUCGCGUAGAUUACGUCCCCGUUACCGUUUUGAGUUCCUUUUCUAGUUUCUGAAUUUUGUUUCCCUUGGAAUCAUUUAAACCAAUCAAUUGUGUCCGAUUACGGAAGCGUAAGAAUUUGACCAAGAGAAAAAUCAAUCGCAACAACGCGCAAUGGCCGACCAACAACAGUACUUUUUGAAGUGGAAUGACUUCCAGACGAACAUGGUUACCUCGUUCCGACACCUCCGGAACGAAAAGAGCUUCACAGACGUAACACUAGCGUGCGAAGGACAAACGUGCAAAGCACACAAGAUGGUCCUGUCUGCCUGUAGUCCUUACUUUAAAUCUCUUCUAGAGGAAAACCCUUCCAAACACCCGAUAAUCAUCCUCAAAGACGUGUCCUACAGCCAUUUGCAGGCGAUUCUCGAGUUCAUGUACGCCGGCGAGGUGAACGUGUCGCAGGAGCAGCUCCCAACAUUUCUAAAAACCGCCGACCGACUGAAAGUGAAGGGCCUCGCGGAAACGCCGACGAAUAUCAAACGCGAGGGCUGAGAUAACCCCACAGCGGGUUACAUGCAGCCGCUUUUGCUUUAACGUUUUUUUUAUUUACGUUCACCUUUCUACUCUUCCUUUUUUAAAAUGAAACAGAAAUCUUCUAUAUAUAUACAGAUUAUAUAUAUACACACACACACACAGUACCGCCACAUUACCUAUUAGUAGUGAAAGGAAAGGAUAGUAAGCGAAUGAAAUGGACUCUGUGCAUAAGCAGUUUUAUGUGUGGGGUGCUAGUGUACGUCGAAGGAUUUGAAAAUGAGGAUGUUUAUGUGUUUUUUCUGUUCUUUUGUAAGAGCCAAAUCACAUCCCAAUGGUCCGUGGGAUGUAUUUUGCAUCAACCGCCUAGAGACUACUAUUUGCAGACGCCUACUGGGGUAGUGAGAUCGUAGUAAUCGACAGAGAGCAGAGCAACUAUUGCAAAAAGGUAAAACAGGAUAGCAAAAAGUAGGCGACGGAAAGUAGAAGAUCCCAAGGGAAGCGGAUCAACAAGCGGCGUGUGUGGCUAUAAUAUAAACGAAGUGUGUUCGAUCGACGGUACGAAAUAUGUUAGUAGUGACGUUUUGAGGACAUGCAAUUAUCGAGAGCAACACACAAUUUAAAGGAGGUAGAAGAAGAUGAAGUGAGGAACCAACAUAUUAUUAUUAUGAUAGUAUCUAAACAAUGCAAACUGCACCUAAGAAAAGCGGGGAAAACAAGUUUAAUUGAAUGCCGCGAAAUUGGUAGAUGUGAACCGAUAGAUGCAGGUGAACGAGAGGGCUGUGGCCGAUGUGUAUGAUAGGGAAUGGGGGAGUGACGCGCGGUUCUUACCUGCCCCGAGAAACGGUGACUGUAAGCAUGAUGCGCGAUUGUACGAAGAAGGAGGGUAUAGUUUUUGUUCGUGCGACUAAAGCUAAAAGACAGACUCAUACCGGACGUAGGUGAUAGAGGUCAGCAAAUUCUUAUACAAAUUGGCAGCACAGAAGAAUACGAUGUUGUGAAAGAAUAGUUUAACACUGAAUUUUUGUACAUGCCGCGCCGAGGCCAGUAAAACAUCAGCUCCCCGAAGUGUUUGUUUCGUACACUUAUGGAUCAGGCUUUUUCCAGCAGUUUGUUAGACGAUUCCAGAGAUAGUCAGAGAAUGGUAUGAUACGAUCUGUACCUUCUCUCCUUCCAAGCACCUCUACCGGUGAAGCCGAAGAACCGAAGAGCGCACGUUGACUUUAUGAUUAAAGAAGCACCAUAUUAUUACCAUUUAUUCCAAAUGAAGAAACAAGUGAACAACAACCCUUCCUUUAUCGUCUAAAACAAUGUUUCAGCAUCUUUGACUAGCUAUAGAAGCGCAAUGAUAUGAUAGUGUGCCUAUAUCGCGUUGGUUUGCGUGGUCGGGUGAACCAUUCGAAAGUCAAUCGAUCCGUGUAUAGCAGCAGCAUACAUAGAAAGGCGCUAGAAUUCAACGGAAGAAUUGAGUUUAUCGGUGGACUAUCGGUGAUUGCUUGACUUCCCGUAAACCCCGACCGAAUACGUAGUCUAUAUUGUGCGUUUGGUUUUUUUGUUGGUUUCAAUUCACGUAUAAAGUUGUAUUUCGUCUAUUUCAAGAUUUACUUUCACAAUCCCAAGCGACCGAAAUAUUUUAUCGAAAAAAAUUACCCCGCCAGUAAGGAGGCAUACGAAUAAAGAUAGUUAGAGAGAAACUGA
This is a messenger RNA of Anopheles cruzii, 2365 nucleotides long. It is a transcript of the gene lolal, whose product is annotated as longitudinals lacking protein-like. The record is from RefSeq and is a predicted model, not a curated record. The transcript has 4 exons. The coding region runs from base 308 to 688 and encodes 126 amino acids. Gene Ontology annotation, biological process: regulation of transcription by RNA polymerase II. Gene Ontology annotation, cellular component: nucleus. Lineage: Eukaryota; Metazoa; Arthropoda; Insecta; Diptera; Culicidae. Gene Ontology annotation, molecular function: protein binding.